AUAUCUUCAUCAAGUAUUCAAGAUGGUGGUUUUGAAAGGGGUUCCACGUAUUUUAUCACCUCAAUUGCUAUAUGCCAUGUCUCGCAUGGGUCAUGGCGACGAGCUGGUUUUAGCUGAUGCAAAUUUUCCAUCAAGUUCAAUUUGCAACAAUGGACCAGAAGAGAUACGAGCUGAUGGUCAUGGUAUUCCAGAGUUGCUCGAAGCAAUAUUAAAGUUUUUUCCUUUGGACACCUAUGUUCCGUCACCAGCACUUUUAAUGGAAGUCACACCAAGUGAUGUUCAAAAAGGAAUGAAAUCACCAACCAUUUGGGGUGAUUACAAGCAAAAAAUAAACAAAGCUGAAGGCCAUGAGAUUUCGGUUGGGACAAUUGAAAGAUUUGCUUUUUAUGAAAGAGCAAAAAAAUCUUUCGCCGUUGUAGCUACUGGAGAAACAGCUUUAUAUGGGAAUAUAAUUCUUGUAAAAGGAGCAUUACCACCUGAAUAAGUCUUGGCAGAAAUUCUAAGAAUUACACCAAUUACUACAAUUAC
This is a messenger RNA of Dendronephthya gigantea, 528 nucleotides long. Its product is annotated as fucose mutarotase-like. The transcript has 6 exons. Gene Ontology annotation, molecular function: racemase and epimerase activity, acting on carbohydrates and derivatives; fucose binding. Gene Ontology annotation, biological process: fucose metabolic process. The coding region runs from base 23 to 484 and encodes 153 amino acids. NCBI's taxonomy places the organism in Eukaryota, Metazoa, Cnidaria, Anthozoa, Malacalcyonacea, Nephtheidae. The record is from RefSeq and is a predicted model, not a curated record.